This is a messenger RNA of Siniperca chuatsi (mandarin fish), 648 nucleotides long. It is a transcript of the gene mlnl, whose product is annotated as motilin-like. The record is from RefSeq and is a predicted model, not a curated record. Lineage: Eukaryota; Metazoa; Chordata; Actinopteri; Centrarchiformes; Sinipercidae. Bases 190 to 525 code for a protein of 111 amino acids. The transcript has 5 exons.
GAGCGUGGAGGAGAGUGCUUGAAGGAGCCUGUUGAGGAGCGGAUGUGAGGGAGGACAGUAAAAUCAUAGGCAUCAGGAGAGGGCUUGAUAUAAAGGCUGACUGGGACAAGCUGACGCUCAGACUGGUGGAGCUGCUCAUCUUAAAGCACACUUCCUUAAGCGACUGACUAAGGCUGACGACACAGCAGAAUGAGCAUGCGUGGAGCAGUGGCUGGUUGCUUGGUGCUGGUGUGCCUGGUGAUGCUGCUGGCUGAGAGGACAGAGGGACACAUCACCUUCUUCAGCCCAAAGGAGAUGAUGCUGAUGAAGGAGCGUGAAGGUAGAAAGGACAUGGAACCUCGAUCGGAGGAUGGUCAGUUUGAUGAGGUCACAGUCCAACAGCUACCUCAGGCUGAACGUGGUGGAAAUCCUGAUAAAACAGUGGAGAUUGCUGUCCGUCUUUCACCUAAACAGCUGGAUCAUGUGGCGCCGGUGCUCAAGGAGAUCAUCCAUGAAAUAGUGGAGGAACGUCAGAAAGCCAAAUAGCGAGGCCAAAGACUCGAGGGAGGGGAUGGACGCUGUACAAAUUCUUCAAAAAGCAGUGAAUGCUCAAAUGUUUUAUUAUGUUUUAAUGAAUCAGUCAAUAAAGGGAAGUGAUUGUGUCACGUA